GGUAAGAUAGAAAAACUCAUUCUGCGGAACCAACUCAUUGCCGCACUGCGACGUGUAUCUUUCUCACCAAUAUUCCCUCGUAGAUAUUUCUUCAUAUUUCGAGCCCAUAACUUACCUGGCUUUUCCUCUUCAUUUAUCUCCGAGCAUUUGGAUUGCCAUGCACAGAUACUUAUCUCCAUCAUUUAUCCUUCAAAACCCAAACUUCAAUCAAUGAGUUCUUCCCCCGAGGACCCGUCGUAUGAGAUUCCAUUGACACCGGGAGAGCAACAAGUAUCUACCCUUCUGCUAUCGCGGUAUGAUGGUGUAGUUCCUCAGCAAAAUGGUCUUUGGUGCGCUCAAAUCUACAAUAAUCACUAUCUUAAAUUGUUGGGAACGUUCAAGUCUGAGAUAUCCGCGGCCCGAGCUUACGAUAGCGCGGCUAGAAAACUCUGCGGCAGUGACUUCUUCCGUAACUUGUUCUUAACGAAUGUCACCAUUCAUGAACCCAAUUUUCAGAGCAUGUACACCAACGAAGCCGUUAUUGAUAUGAUUCGGGAUGGCUCUUACGAACCCAAGUUCAUUGAGUUUGUUUGGAUUCACCACCCAAACUUCAGCUAUAGCGGUUUUGUUGCAUGGCCUACCGCUUUGGACACUAUCCCUGGGAACCUUUUUAAGGAAAUGUUUCAUAAAGAGCUGAUUUUGACUGACAUGGAGAAUAAGGAAGUAUUGGUUUUACCCUAUCAAGCUUUAUUUUACUUUCCGCCGUUGAAUUCCAAAACAGUCGAAGUAUGGCUUGAGUUUAAAGAUAGGAGAAAUCAGAAAUGGGCAUUUAAAUAUUGUUAUCGGAGUAAUAAUCACAGCUACGUGCUCACUGCGGGUUGGGACAUGUUUGCGAAUGAGAUGCAGCUUUGUGUUGAUGACAUUGUUGUCUUCUAUCGAUGUAGGGACUGGAAAAAGUGUCCUAUAAAAAUUCUGGAUGUGGUUGACAUCAUCCGGGGAGUCAGAAACACUGAUAAGCAAUGGCGGCUCGGUGAGGCUUACAUGCAUGCGAAUGACUGACUGCUAUACAUUCACUGAGUUAUUUCUCUUCAAAAAUUUUAGAAUCUUUUUCUAGAAUCUUAUGUUUAAUGUUUUAUUUGA
This is a messenger RNA of Phalaenopsis equestris, 1119 nucleotides long. RefSeq names its product AP2/ERF and B3 domain-containing transcription factor At1g51120-like. The record is from RefSeq and is a predicted model, not a curated record. Bases 211 to 1038 code for a protein of 275 amino acids. Gene Ontology annotation, molecular function: DNA binding; DNA-binding transcription factor activity. Lineage: Eukaryota; Viridiplantae; Streptophyta; Magnoliopsida; Asparagales; Orchidaceae. The transcript has 2 exons. Gene Ontology annotation, biological process: regulation of DNA-templated transcription.